AAAACACUGGAGCUCCGAGUGGCAGCAUAUAAAAGCUGUGAAAGUCCCCCUGCUGAGACAGAAACCAAUAUAUCCAACACUGAACACACAAGACUCAACACUCAACAUUGACUGAAGAUGCUGUGUUCCCGAGGAUUCCAGUCUUCCCUCAGCCCAUUGAUGGACUUCUACUGGCCUGUGCGCAGUCUAUGGCCAGAGGUCCGACCUCUUCUCAGCCAGCGGGAUCUACUGCAGAGAAACCUGCUGGAAAUCAAGAGCAGUCUGGAGCUGAUGGAGAAACUCCAGCAGCACAUCUUUGAAGAGUUGGACAAUGUCCCAUCCUCUGUGGCCAUCCAACCAGUCUCCUACAAGCUGGAUACGGAGGGAGACGGCUUUGCCCUUACACUGGACACUAAAGACUUUUCACCAGAGGAGCUGUCUGUCAAGCAGGUGGGCAGGAAGCUGAAGGUCAGUGGGAAGACAGAGAAGAAGCUGGAUGGUGGGGAAGGCUCAUACUCUUACAGAUGUCAAGAGUUCAGACAAGAGUUUGAUCUGCCUGAACGGGUGAAUCCUGAGACAGUCACCUGCUCCCUGGCUCAUGACGGGAAGCUCCACAUCCAGGCACAAAAGAAUCCAUUAUCUGCUGAGGAGAAGGUGGCAGAGAGAGUGGUGCCCAUCAACUGUAGCCUGGAUGUGAAAACCCCACAAUUCCUGUCAAAGACAGAGGGAAGCACCUCCGACACACAGAAGAAUCAAGAGAACACCAUUUCACAUGAGGACUGAUUUUUAUUUCACUGGAUGACACAUUUUCUAAUAAAUAUUUUUCAUGUUAUGAUACAGUAUGCAUUUAUAUUUCAUAUCUUGUAACAAUCAAUAUGAUAUGCUAUUUAAUUGAAUCAUUAAAAUAUAAACUCUUACAGAAUAUUGCAGUUGUUAUAUUCUCUUCAAUGGAUAUCAACAUAAUGACCAUUAUUUCUCAUCAAAAGUUAACUUUUCACAUCGAUGUUCCAAAUAAUCCCUUUUCUUCUGAGGAGGAGGUAGCUGGGAGAGUGGUGCCCAUCGUCUGUUGCCUCAAUGUGAAGAUGCCACAAUCCCUCAGCUCACAGACAGAGGUCAGCACCACAGUGGACAGAACCACAGACACACACAAAUAUCAAUUGUCUAUGGACAAAAUACCUGUUGCCUAAAGCCUGGCCUAAAGUAUUAUUCAUAAAACAUCUUGUUUUGCUAAUUCAUUCUCUAAAUGUCAUUAUAUGUUUUGAUUAGAUUGUCUCUGAAAUAAUGUCUUUAUGUCGUUUUGUUGCCCAAUAAAAUGUUCAGUCCACUUCUAAUAGAGUUGUUCAAUUCACUGGUUGAAAUGAAAGAUACUAUUACAGUAUGCUAGCUAGAGGAACAUAUAUUUAACAUUUAGGCUGGAUCCAAGCCCAUAUUUUUGUUUAUGUGUAACAAAAUCAUUAUUGACAUAAUCAGGAAAAACCUGUAAGUUCAUUAAAAUCUCACCAGACCUUUCAUUUCAGUUUCAUGGCCAUGUC
Molecule: messenger RNA, 1511 nt
Organism: Salmo salar (Atlantic salmon)
Lineage: Eukaryota; Metazoa; Chordata; Actinopteri; Salmoniformes; Salmonidae
Product: heat shock protein 30
Biological process (GO): response to heat; protein refolding
Cellular component (GO): nucleus; cytoplasm
Source: RefSeq, a predicted model, not a curated record